UUUCAUCUAGUGUUAGUUUUGUCAGACCAAUCUUUCUAAAGCACAGCUUGGAUCAUGUCCCCUUCCCAGCUCGGAAGUCACCAUGGCUCUCAAUCACCUACAAGGUAAAGUUUGAGUCCCUAGCCUGGCACAGAAUGCCCUUCCAGUGCAGGUGCCAUCCUUCUAUCCAGCCUUAUUGUCCAAGACUCCCAAACAUACAUACUUCUCCUUCUUGGGUCAGGUUUUCUCUCCCCCAACCCAAGGACAUGCCCACCACCAUCUCCUCAGUCCCAUGGCCCAUUUUGUUUAGAAUGCUUAUCCUUCUCUCAGUAGAUUCAGUUCCUCUCUCAUAUCCUAUUUAUCCAAUUCAGAUCUCAUUACGUGCACAUCAUUUUCCCUAAAAUUUAAGCCACCUCUUCUCUGAACUGUAUUGAAACAAAGAACACUUCUAGCGAGAACUUACUGUUAUCAGGCACUACCUUUCUCACUUGAUCCUCUCAUCUGUCUAUUAAAGUAGGUGUUAUUACCUCCGUUUUACAGAAGGAAGAAAAUGAGGCUUAGAGGGGUCAAGUAGCUUGCCCAGUCACAGAGUGUGGAAUGACAGAGCCAGGAUUCAAACCAGAUCUAUCUGAACUCUUUCUAGGGUCCACUGCCUUGGGAUUGAUUUGAACCUUAAAAAUCCAGGGCCUUGUCUCCCUCUUCAUUUAAAUGGCCAGCCCAUUUCUGAAGCAGGCCAGUGGGCCUCAAGGACCUCAAUUAUGCUCUUCCGUAGCAUGGUGAAGUGUUCGCAGCGGGUUCACAAACUGUGUUGGGUGAGAGUCAGCUCCCCUGCAUCUUCUUACUGUUCUACUUCCCCUUGUUUUUCUUGCCUGGCUUUCAGAGAGAUGACUUCCUCUAGAAUAUACAAGCUGGAUGAUGGGAAGCCUUACCUGAGCAACUGUUUUCCAGCCAAAAAUCUGCUUCGGAUGCCUGAGGAAGCAGGCCGAGGACAUUGGUUAGUGACUCGGAAAUGUAACCAGAAGAAGAAGCCCAAGAGUGCACUUGAGGCAUCAGCUUCAGGUCAGGAAACCCAGAAGCAGCUUGCUUUGGACAUCAGGGGGAAGAAAGGGUCUCAGCAGGAAAACCAGAUAGAUGUUUCUGGACACGUCCUGGACCGGGCUUUUCUGCUGAAGCACCACUGUGUAAAGAAGCCAUCAGAGCUGUGCAACAUUAACGUGAGUGGCCUGAAGUUCUCCAAGGCUAAAGAAAAGGACUUCAAGCAUUUUCAUUCUGUUAUCUACAUCAAUGCCUCAGAAAACUUGCUGCCUCUAGAGGCAUUUCACACGUUUCCAGCCUUAAAGGAACUGGAGCUUGCAUUUAAUGGCAUCAAAACAGUCUACGUGAAAUAUGGAGACUUUAAAUUCUUGGAAUUCCUGGACCUUUCCUUCAACAGUCUGACUGUGGAGGCCAUCUGUGAUCUGGGAAUUCUGCCACACCUCCGUGUCCUGCUCCUAACAGGAAAUGGGCUCACUUCCCUUCCUCCUAAUAUGGCCGUCGCAGAGCAGGAGCCAUCUUUGACGACGCUAACAGGCAAGAGGUACAUCCUCAGAUUCCCAGCGCUGGAGACAUUGAUGCUGGAUGACAACAAACUCUCCAACCCCAAUUGCUUUGCCAGCCUGGCAGGGCUCAGGAGACUGAAGAAGUUAAGCCUCGAGCAAAACAGGAUUUCCCGGAUCCCGUACCUGCAGCAAGUCCAUCUCCGUGAUGGGUCGGGGGACUGGAUUGGAGGCAGGGAGAGUCCCCAGAAAGAGUCCCGAUCCCUGCUGCAACCGAAGUCAUGGGUGUUUGAGGCCUCUGACGAGCAACCAGGUUAUACUGUGCUGCCCAUGAAAAAGGACGUUGACCGGACAGAAGUUGUGUUCUCAUCUUACCUUGGCUUUUCAACAUCACAGACAACCAAGGUAUGUGCACUUCCUCCCAUAUUCGAGAUUCUUCCUGUGAAGUCACUGAAGGCCAGGAACCAGACGCUGGCCCCGCCCUUCCCGGAGCUGAGGUACCUCAGCCUGGCCUACAACAAGAUCAUGAAGGAGGACGCUGUCCUGCCAGUCGCUCUCUUCCCAUCUCUCUGUGAGCUUAUCUUUCAUAACAACCCCCUGGUGGCCAACACACGAGGUGUCCCUCCACUGCUAAAAAGCUUCCUCCAGGAGCGACUGGGGAUCCACUUAAUUCGAAAGAAGAUAGUAAAGGCUAAGCAUCCACAUAUUUUGAUGCCCUGGAAGGACACGCGGAAGGUGAAAACCCAAAUUCCAAAGGUGCCGAAGCAGCCUCUGAUGCUCCAUUACCCACCAGUGACCACAGUCAAGUCUCCCUCAAGGAAUGUGCUGGGGCCAGAAGCAGGGCCGCCUGGAGAACUGCCUGCUGCCAAAAGCACUUCUCUGAAUAUGGAGAUGCCCCUUGAGGGCCUCGAGGGCCCUGGUCUGACCCACCGCACCUUCGUGCCACUGCCUCCCAUCUGCUCCGACUCCUCCGUGCACAGUGAAGAGACCAUGUCCCGCCCAAGUGACACAGCUGGCCGCCUGAGCCCAGAGCAACCGUCAGAUGAGGACUCCAAGAGCACAGAGUCCAUCUUCUUGACCCAGGUGAGUGGGCUGCCUCCCUCCAUUAUGCACAGGGAUAAUUCUGAGGUGAAGGAGAAAGACCAAAGGAACCCACCAGCAGCUCCCAGAGAGGUGAAGAGGACCUGGAGGAAGCUCCCAUCUGCCUCCCUCCCUAGCAAGUACCAUGGCUAUGAGGAGCUGCUGACAGCUAAGCCUGAUCCCGACUUCAUUGAGCCAAAGGGAAUCCAGAAGAACGCACAGGCCCUGCAGCACAUGGUGAAGCACCCCCUCCUGUACCGCUCCUCCAAACCCAAGAUGGACACUUUUCAGAAACCCUUCGUCCCCAAGGAGAAACAGGCCCCGCGGAUCCCUAUUCCACCCCCACGGAAGACUCGAGCCCAGCUGCUGGAUGACAUCCUCAUUCGCAUGCGGGACCCCCGGAACAUCACAGAGGCUCCACUAGGUGGGCGCUGGAACCUGCCCUCGAGGCUUGGGGCAGGGUGGGACCCCGGGCGAGCGUGGGGCCCUCUCCCGGAGGCGGCGGCACCCAGGCGGGGGGCCUCUGUCCGUGCAGGCGCUGUGCUGCGCCGGCGGGCGGAGCAGCGGCUGAUGAACCAGAAGCAGUACCUGCAGGCCAAGCGGCUGCUGAAGGAGUUCCGGGCGCGCUACCGGCGGCUGGUGCGCGGCUCCAUGGAGGGCGUGUUCGGGCCGCCGCCGCCGCCGCCGCCGCCCGACUCCUGCCCCGCGCUGAGCGAGGGCCCGCCGAAGUUCGGCCGCUUCCUGGAGUUCGUGGACGAGUUCUGCCCAGAGCCCACGACCAGUGACUCGAGAGGCUAGGGCAGCGCCCCGAGUCGUGCGCGCGGCCUGGCCUGCGCCCCGACGCGCCCCGACCCUCCCCCAGGGCUUCGUGCCCCUCCAGCUGCGCCUCGUGGGCGGCGGAGACCCGAGGGGACCUCGGAGCUCGGCUGGGGCGCUCUUGCUGGCGGCGUGAGAGCGAGAAGCUUGCCGGGACCUCUCUUGUUGGCUGGGCAGGCCCCCGCGCCUGGCGCAGCAGCAAUAAAAAGCGGGUGCGUAGAGCAAGAAGCCGCUUGUUCUUUUUUGGCACCCGGGCCAGGGCCACGGCCGCGUUGUCUCACUGGGAAGAAUCCCGGGCUGAUGUGAGCAUCCCGGGUCCCAUGGGAAAUUUGCCUUAGUCACAGGACACUUGCUAGGACAGAACAAAAGGGGCUGAUCGAACUGAGCCUCAGCAGAAGUUGAUUUGUCCACACCCAAUAAAGGUGGAGGGGUUUCAAAUCC
Choloepus didactylus (southern two-toed sloth) is the source of this 3851-nucleotide messenger RNA. It is a transcript of the gene XRRA1, whose product is annotated as X-ray radiation resistance associated 1. Gene Ontology annotation, cellular component: nucleus. The record is from RefSeq and is a predicted model, not a curated record. NCBI's taxonomy places the organism in Eukaryota, Metazoa, Chordata, Mammalia, Pilosa, Megalonychidae. Gene Ontology annotation, molecular function: protein binding. The transcript has 17 exons. Bases 738 to 3392 code for a protein of 884 amino acids.